AUGCAGACUGCAUCUACAAACAUUUGUGAAAGAAUAGGUUGCUCUCAAGAGCUCAGUGAAUUCAAACGUGGUACCAUGAUAGGUUGCCACCUGUGCAAUACGUCCAUCCAUUACAUUUUCUUGCUACUAAAUAUUCCAAAGUCAACUGUUAGUGGUAUUAUAACAAUUUUAAUGCAACUGGGAACAACAGCAACUCAGCCACAAAGUGGUAGACCACAUAAAAUGGCACAGCAGAGUCUGCCCAAUGUGCAGAAGUCACCAACUGUCUACAGAUACUUGUUUUUCAGGGGUUGGGCUUGGCCCUUUAGUUCCAGUGAAGCAUACCAAGACAUUUUGGACAAUUGG
This is a messenger RNA of Staurois parvus, 345 nucleotides long. The record is from the annotation of a GenBank genome assembly. Lineage: Eukaryota; Metazoa; Chordata; Amphibia; Anura; Ranidae.